AUGUCGUUCGCCCCGCCGCCCGGCCCUCCGACCCCUUCUGUCCCUGAAGGAUGGAAGGCUCAGUAUGAUGACCGCUAUAAUCAGUGGUUCUUCGUAAACCUACGAACUGGUCGAUCACAAUGGGAACGUCCCGAAGGACCGCAUAAAGCAGAACCAGAAAUACAUGGACCACCGAGCGAGCCGCCACCGUCUUACGAUGCGUCGGGUCCUGCUGACUCCUCUUCACGUGACAAGAAACCUCUUGAUUCGAGGAACACAUACAUUUCACCAGAAUCCGGGCACCAUAAUCUAGAUGACGAUGCUCGGCUUGCUACUCAGCUACAGGUGGAGGAGAAUGCUCGAGCUCGUCGCAGGAGCCCGGCGAACUCGGGCGGUGCUGCAUCUGACUACUACACCGAUGGUUCUCGGAGACAAACCGCUGGAUAUCCGUCCUCGGAACCACAAUCGCAGAACCCUUCUCCUGGACCGGCUCAGCAGCGUAGCAAAGGGUUCUUCAGCAAGUUAAAAGGAAAAGUCGCCGGUAAUAGCGGCGCGUCAUUCCCUCGGCCGCAGCAACCCGUACCGCAACAGUCAUAUGGCUACCCUCAAGGCGGGUACUACUACGGUGGUGGCGCUGGUUAUGCUCCGCAACAGACAGGGUAUGGUUACCCAUCAUAUCCACCACAGGGUGGCUUUUACCCAACCCAACAACAGCCGCAACAGCGACGGCCUGGGAUGGGCACCGCGGGGGCUGCAGCUUUAGGUGUUGGAGGUGGGCUUCUUGGUGGCAUGCUGCUCGCUGAUGCUUUGGAAGACAUGUCGCACGAUUACGGUCCUCCCCCAGGUGAUUAUGGGGAUGAUUAUGGGGGUGACUUUGACGGUGGUGAUGACUUCGGCGGUGAUUUCUAA
Molecule: messenger RNA, 888 nt
Organism: Aspergillus japonicus CBS 114.51
Lineage: Eukaryota; Fungi; Ascomycota; Eurotiomycetes; Eurotiales; Aspergillaceae
Product: WW domain-containing protein
Exons: 2
Coding region: 1-888 (295 amino acids)
Molecular function (GO): protein binding
Source: RefSeq, a predicted model, not a curated record